AUGGAUUUUGAGGAGGGCCAAUUUUCAACUACGUCAUCUUCUUCUUUGUCCUCUUCUAAUGUUAUCGCUACAAACCCUAAUACCCCAUCACGAAGCAAUCUGCCAACUCUCUCCCAUAAGCGAAAGGCCGGGAGGAAAAAGUUCAAGGAGACGCGCCACCCCAUCUACCGAGGUGUACGGCGGAGAAAUGGAAGCAAAUGGGUGUGUGAAUUACGCGAACCAAACAAGAAGUCAAGGAUAUGGCUAGGGACCUUUCCUACACCAGAAAUGGCUGCUAGGGCACAUGACGUGGCUGCCCUAGCAUUUCGUGGGGAAGGAACCGCUCUCAACUUUCCCGACUCAGCUCAGGUUCUUCCCCGAGCUAAGUCCACUUCACGCAGGGACAUACAAGUGGCAGCUCUAGCCGCUGCUGAAGUUUUCCGGCCACGGGCUGCCUCGCCCUCCUCGUCCUCAUCUUCUUCACUUGACUUUUCACAGGACACAAGUUUAAGGGAGGUCAAUAGACCUUCCUCAUUAACUGUGAAGAUUGAGAAGAAGGUUCUAGAGCCUUCUGCAUCUGCUUGUGUUCAUGGACGAACAGAAGAGGGUUCGGAAACAUCCACAGCAUUGUUCAUGGACGAGGAGGCAUUGUUUAACAUGCCUGGUUUGAUUGACAGCAUGGCAGAGGGUAUGCUUCUUACUCCACCAGCUAUGAACAGAGGUUUUAAUUGGGGUGGUGAGAUGGCUCAUGACAUGGUCUUCACCUUGUGGAAGGACUAA
Ilex paraguariensis (yerba mate) is the source of this 759-nucleotide messenger RNA. The record is from the annotation of a GenBank genome assembly. Lineage: Eukaryota; Viridiplantae; Streptophyta; Magnoliopsida; Aquifoliales; Aquifoliaceae.